AUGGAAGAAACACCCGUCGAAGGGACGCCGGCUCCUGAAGAAGCGCAGCCCCGAGAAGAAUCACCUGUGGAAAAGACUGCCAGUGAGGAAGCAGCACCUCCAGAAGAACCUCCGGCUGCAGAAGAGUCACCUACCAAAGAAGAUCAGGCUCCAAAAGAAGUCCCAGCUACUGAAGAACCUUCAGCUGGAAAGGAGAAUCCGGCUGAGGAAGGGCCGGCGCCUGAACUGUCAGACGAGGGAGAGAAACUAGUUGAAGUAACACCAGAGGUGCCAAUUGAAGGAGAAGCAGCUGAUACUGACAAAGUAGGUAUUGAGGAAGAAAACAAGGGAACGGCUGAAGGAGGGAAAAGCGACACAGCGGACGCAGCACCUGAUACACGUAAUGUCAAAGAGGAGGGCGAAAAUGCACCCGAUAUUGAUGUGCCCAAACCGUCAAACGACCAUGCCGAAGUAACUACUGAAGAAAAGGAAGAAACAAGCGUCGCAGAACCGGUGUCUAUCGAAGUUACAGAAGAUGUUCCCCUGGAAAACGCUACCCUUGGGAUUCCGGCUGAAGAAUCUACUGUACAACAGCCUACAGGUGAAGAACCCGUUGCUGAAGAACCUGUUGUUGAAAAGCCUGCUGCUGAAGAGUCUGCUGCUGAAGAGCCUGCUGCUGAAGAGCCUGCUGCUGAAGAGCCUGCUGCUGAAGAGCCUGCUGCUGAAGAGCCUGCUGCUGAAGAGCCUGCUGCUGAAGAGCCUGCUGCUGAAGAGCCUGCUGCUGAAGAGCCAGCCGCUGAAGAGCCUGCUGCUGAAGAGCCAGCCGCUGAAGAGCCUGCUGCUAAAGAACCGGCCGCUGAGGAACCGGCCGCUGAAGAGCCUGCUGCUAAAGAACCGGCCGCUGAGGAACCUGCUGCUGAAGAGCCUGCUGCUGAAGAGCCUGCUGCUAAAGAACCGGCCGCUGAGGAACCUGCUGCUGAAGAGCCAGCCGCUGAAGAGCCUGCUGCUAAAGAACCGGCCGCUGAGGAACCUGCUGCUGAAGAGCCAGCCGCUGAAGAGCCUGCUGCUAAAGAACCGGCCGCUGAGGAACCUGCUGCUGAAGAGCCUGCUGCUGAAGAGCCUGCUGCUGAAGAGCCAGCCGCUGAAGAGCCUGCUGCUGAAGAGCCUGCUGCUGAAGAGCCUGCUGCUAAAGAGCCUGCUGCUAAAGAGCCUGUUGCUGAACAGCCUGCCGUUGAAGAACCUACCACUCAAGACCUGGUCGAACCCGAGCCAAUACCCGAGGAGCCAGGUGCCGGUGACCCUGUUAUUGAUAAACCGGUAGCUGAAGAGCAAGUAGAAGGUUUAUCUGCUACUGAAGAAUCAAAACCAGAAGACCCAAUAACUGAAGAGCCUGCAGCCAAGGAACCAGCAAGCGAAGAAGCAGCGGCUGUCGAGGCGGCUGUCGAAGAUCCAGCGGAAGAUCCUGUUGUUCAGGAGCCUGCAGAGGAACCCGCAGCUGAAGAAUCUAUUAUUAACGAAGCAGCCACUGAAGAGGUCGGUGUUGAGGAACCCGCUGCUGCGGAUGCGACAGCUACAGAAUCUGAAGCCAAACAACCUGCUGAUGUGGAUAAACAACCUAAGCCCGAGGAACCUGCGAGUGAGGCACCAACACCAGCUCCAAGUGGCCCUGUAGAAACUUCAGAUCAGCCAGAUGAAGUGGUUAUGGAAAAGGCGAGUGAACAACCUGCUCUUGUAGAAGAGACCACAACUCAGGAAAUAGCUACGGCGGAAGAGAAUAUUCCAAAUGAACCUGCUUCAGAAUCAACACCAGUAGCGACGGAAGAGGCUUCUGCCGAAGCCCCUGAGGCACCAGUAGCUGAAAAACCUCAGGAUGAUUCACCCCCGGCCGAGGAUGUUGUCAAGGAAGCAGCACCCCCUGAACAGCCAGCAGCAGAACCUGUAGCUAAAGAGGAACCGGUAUCAUCUCCAACAGAGGAACUGAAGACCAUUGAGGAACCAACCCCACAACCCGCACCUGUUGUUGAGGAGAAGCCUGCUGAAGACAUCAAAGAAGAGCCAGUGCCGCAGGCCGUGGAAGCGCCUGUUUCAGAAGAUACAGCUUCAAAACCUAUCAUUGAAGAACCUGCUGCUGUUGAAGAUGCCCCUAACCAUAAAGCUGCGGAAGAAGCUGCUGUUGAGUCCAAAUCCAAAUCGCGAUCGAAGGAACGAUCGAAAGAGCGAUCAAAAGAAAAAAGACACAAGAAACACCGACGAUCCGCGCCAGCCGAGGAGCCACCACGACCUUCAAAAAGUUCGGGAGAGAAGAAACCAAGCUCUCGUCGACCAAGAGCCGAACGAGAGGUGCGGUCCUCGCCGCCAGUCGAUGCACCUGUUGAAGUGAAAGAGACGAAACACACUGGCCAAACGAGGCAUAGAAGUAACCGCCCUCGGCCAAACGAGACUGAAGCAGAGCGAGCAGAAAGACGAAAGAGGCGAGAAGCCCGCAGAGCUGAGGCAGAACGUUCAAAGGAAACUGGAAGCCCUAAGGAGGAACAUCCCAAGGAAGAACAUACCCAGAACCCACCAAAGCGACCUCUUGUGCGGCGAUUAUCACUAUCAGGCCGUGACCGACCUAACGCCGCCCCUAAAUCUGCUGGCCCAAGUCAAAACCCGAUAUCUUCGCUCGCCUCCAAGCCUCUCGCUUUGUUUAGGUUGAUUACUACUGGCCAAUCAACAGCUCACCAGCCGGUCAUGAAAGUGAAUGAACGAGCAAAGUCCUCAUCUCCAGUUCCUCCCGUCAAGCGGCCGUCACCUCCAAACACAUCUGGCUCCUCUACCCAUUCUCAGUCGAACUCCGGCUCUCGUUCGCACUCUGACAGGCGCCGUGAAAGAAGGUCAACCAACUCCGAGGAAGUAAGGGAGCGAGCACGACGAAGUAACGCCAGAAGUGAAGAGAACAAAUUGCGUGAAAGGAAAUCCCCCAAGACCGAUGAAGGGGCAGAGCAAGAAAAGCCCCCCAAGCCGGAGACAGAAGUACCGAAGCCUCGCGAACGAAGGCUAAGCAGAGGCGAGGACAGCAAAGAACGAAUGCCUAGCAAACAGGAAGAAGCCAAAGAGAAAGAGCCAGGAAAAGAGCAAGAGCACCGAGAACAUCGGGAGCACCGGGAGCACCGUCGUGAACGUCGACGGUCGAUGAGACUCGAAGCCCCGGCGGAAAAGACUGCUAAGAAAGAGGACCCUCCGCCAGAACGACUGCGUCGACGCCGCUCGAGUCUACAUAAACACCGCGAGGACGCUCCAUCAAGCAUGAGCUUCAGAGAGAAACUUCGACAAGUCCUUACCGCCGCAUGA
This is a messenger RNA of Trichophyton benhamiae CBS 112371, 3309 nucleotides long. Its product is annotated as PE repeat family protein. The transcript has a single exon. Lineage: Eukaryota; Fungi; Ascomycota; Eurotiomycetes; Onygenales; Arthrodermataceae. The record is from RefSeq and is a predicted model, not a curated record. Gene Ontology annotation, molecular function: DNA binding; structural constituent of chromatin. The coding region runs from base 1 to 3309 and encodes 1102 amino acids. Gene Ontology annotation, biological process: chromosome condensation.